Molecule: messenger RNA, 4025 nt
Organism: Diceros bicornis minor
Lineage: Eukaryota; Metazoa; Chordata; Mammalia; Perissodactyla; Rhinocerotidae
Gene: CEP85
Product: centrosomal protein 85
Exons: 15
Coding region: 124-2463 (779 amino acids)
Cellular component (GO): centrosome
Source: RefSeq, a predicted model, not a curated record
GCCGUUAGGCGAGCUGAGGGCGAAAUCGUCGCCCGCGGCUGACGUGGUAGCCGCAGUCUGUGUCCCUGAGUGAGUGAUUUCAGCGCCCGCUUUCAGGCCCACUUGGUUCAAAUAACUGUGUUGAUGGCCAUGCAGGAGAAAUACCAAAGUGAGAGAAUCUCUCAUGCCACUUCACCAGGUUCCAGUGUGAUUCAGAAGGGCAGUUCCCUGGGGACUGAAUGGCAGACCCCAGUUAUCUCCGAGGCCUUUCGGAGCCGCUUCAGCCGUUGUUCAAGUGUAGCUGACAGUGGGGACACAGCCAUUGGCACAUCAUGCUCAGACAUUGCAGAGGAUUUUUGCAGCUCAAGUAGCAGCCCUUCUUUCCAGCCCAUCAAAAGCCACAUAACCAUUCCAACAGCCCAUGUGAUGCCUUCUACUUUGGGGACCUCUCCUGCCAAGCCAAAUUCUACACCUGCUGGACCCUCUUCCUCCAAACUCCCUUUGUCAGGGUUGGCUGAAAGUGUGGGGAUGACAAGAAAUGGAGACCUCGGUGCAAUGAAACGUUCUGCUGGCUUAUCUAGAGAUUUCAUGUAUCUUUGUGGUGCUGCCGGAGAAAACGGAAUUGAGCAGUCCUGGUAUCCAGCAGUGGGCCAUGAAAGAGAAGAAGGGAUGAGGAAAUUUGAUAUUCCCGCUAUGGAGUCUACCCUCAAUCAGUCGGCAAUGAUGGAGACACUUUAUACAGAUCCCCACUACCGAGUCCACUUCCACAACCCAAGAACCGACACAAACAAGGAGUUAUACAAAGUGUUGCCUGAGACCAAGAAGGCACCAGGCGGUGGGGUGGUAUGUGAGCAGAAUGGACCACACCCUAGCAGCAGUGGGGUGCUCCCUUUGGGACUCCAGCCUGCUCCUGGGCUCUCCAACCCUCUACCCUCUCAGGUGUGGCAGCCAAAUCCUGACCCUUGGCAUCCCCGUGAGCGAUCUUGUGAGCUCAGCACUUGUCGGCAGCAGCUGGAGUUGAUCCGUUUACAGAUGGAGCAAAUGCAGCUUCAGAACGGAGCCAUCUGCCAUCAUCCCGCUGCUUUUGCUCCUUCACUGCCCACAUUAGAACCAGCACAGUGGAUCAGCAUCCUGAACAGUAAUGAACACCUUUUGAAGGAAAAGGAGCUCCUCAUUGACAAGCAGAGAAAACACAUCUCUCAGCUGGAGCAGAAAGUGCGAGAGAGUGAACUACAAGUCCACAAUGCCCUUUUGGGCCGCCCUGCCCCCUUUGGGGAUGUCUGCUUGCUGAGGCUGCAGGAGCAACUGAAGGAAGCCAUCCUCACUGAGGAAUUGCAGCGAGAGAACACUUUCUUACGUGCACAAUUUGCACAGAAGACAGAAGCCUUGAGCAAAGAAAAGAUCGAGCUUGAAAGGAAACUCUCUGCUUCAGAAGUUGAAGUCCAGCUCAUCAGAGAGUCACUCAAAGUGGCAUUGCAAAAGCAUUCAGAGGAAGGGAAGAAACAGGAAGAAAGGGUCAAGGGUCGUGAUAAACAUAUCAAUAAUUUGAAAAAGAAAUGUCAAAAGGAAUCAGAGCAGAACCGGGAGAAGCAGCAGCGUAUUGAGACCUUGGAGCGUUACCUGGCUGACCUGCCCACUCUGGAAGACCAUCAGAAGCAGAGCCAGCAGCUUAAGGAUUCUGAGUUGAAGAGCACAGAGCUACAGGAGAGAGUGACUGAGCUGGAGAGUUUGCUGGAGGAGACGCAGGCAGCCUGCAGAGAGAAGGAGGUUCAACUGGAAAGCCUGAGACAGAGAGAAGCAGAAUUCUCCUCCACUAGACUUAGCCUGCAAGAUAUGCAGUGUGUGGAGGAGGCCAGUGGAGACGGUCCAGCCCAACAGGGAGAAGGUCCAAAAGUGGAAAUGGAGUCCUGGCAGAAGGAAUGUGAUGCUCUCCGAAAGAUUGUGGAGAAGCAACAGCAGAAGAUGGAUCAAUUGCGUUCACAAGUACAGAGCCUAGAGCAGGAAGUGGCUCAAGAAGAAGAAACAAGUCAGGCCCUGAAAGAGGAGGCCCAGCGGAGGGAGACAGCCCUGCAGCAGCUGCGCACAGCUGUGAAAGAGCUUUCAGUGCAGAACCAGGACCUGAUUGAGAAGAAUCUGACGCUCCAGGAAUACCUGCGCCAGGCCCAACCAGGGUCCCCAUCUUCAUCAGACACUGCCCAGCUGGCAUUUGAGCUGCAGCAGGAGUUGUCCAGUUGCCUUCAAGAUCUGCAGGCUGUCUGCAGCAUUGUGACCCAGAGGGCCCAAGGCCAUGACCCCAAUCUCUCCCUACUACUGGGCAUUCACUCUGCACAGCACCCAGGGACUCAGCUAGAUUUCCAGAAGCCAGAUGUGAUCAGGAGGAAACUAGAAGAGGUUCAACAGCUGCGCCGUGACAUCGAGGACUUAAGGACCACCAUGUCAGACAGAUAUGCACAGGACAUGGGAGAAAACUGUGUCACACAGUGAGGAAUGCUGGGGGUGAGAUAGGUCGUAUUCCCUCAGGGAGGAUCUGGUUUGCUGAGAGCCCAGUCCAGCAGGUCCUGCCCUGACAGUCUCCUGCCUUCUGUCUGCUGCUAUUCCCAGAGAGAAGGUGAAGGAGAGGUAAGAGCCUGCAUCUGGGGCCAAGGGCUGAUUAGGGAACUGUGCCUGCCCUGUUCUACAUUGGCUUUCCCUUGUUGGGUUGCAUUUGUCCUGUCAUCUAGAUUUACCCUUUGAGGGUGAGUUACUAAUUAACUUUUGCAGGCCAACUGAUAAGUUCUCAUAGACUGUUCCCAGCUCCAGGCAGACGUCAAAGGCAAACAGGCUGCUCACAUCCCUUCUCCAUCCUCUGGGAUGGAUCCACAUUCAUUCCCACUCCAUACUUUCAUCUUGCUGAUGCCCAGAAUUCAUUAGAGGGGCCUGGAAAGACUGAGUACCAGUAACAGUGGCCAUUUGAGAAUUCUCAGGCCCCAUGUGCCAGCCUUCCUGGGAGCUGAGCUGGCUUUCUGGGUUUUCUUAGACCCAGUUUCACUGCUGCUUCCUCAGGGCUCUUGUUCUCACAGAUGCCUCAGGGUGAUCUAUUCAUUAGCAAAGCACUCACUAAAAUUGGAGGCCAGGGGAUUAUAGCCAGGGCUCCUUCAUCUGUGCUACUAUGCCAUUUUAUAGGAGACCCCACUCUCCAGCUGCCCUGUCCCCUUAGGGCCCUGGCCAUGUAGUUAGCACAGCCCCCUUCUCCUUUGUUCUCAGGCCGUCCAGGUAGCCCCUUUCUUGGGCUUUGAGUACAAACUCUUCUCUAUGGUUCUGGGUUUGGGCAGGAUUUUCCCCCAGAAUACCACAGGGCAUCUGUCAAGCUGCUCACCCCUUCCCCCUGGGGCUGGGGCUGGUGUCCAGCCCUCUCAUUUGUGCCUUUCUUGUGUUUGGGGGCGAGGGUCCUUUCCCUUUCCUGCUCUGGGCUCUUUGAGAUUUCCCAGUACCCAGCACAGGUUGGCUUUAAGGUACAGCUUUUAGUGUUUUCUGGGGUUUUUUUGUUUGUUUCUUUGGGGCCUUUGGACCCUCUGCUUUCUGGUUUCUCUUGCCUCCUCAUUUAGAGAGUAUCUCACAAUUGUUUGUAUCUGGUUGUUGGGCUGAUCCCAGGCCUCCUCUAGAUCUGGAACCAGGCCAAGCCGGGCUGAGUGGGUAUGGGGAAACCCAGAGUCAGCCACUACUUAGUGCUUGCUGAGCUUUGGGCUGUCAGGGCAGCAUCCUGGACCUCACUCCUGGGCCUGAAUGAGACUCUUCUUAAGUGUUUUUACAAGUUUGUGUUUUAUUUAUGGAGUGACUUAGUCCUUCCAUUCAGAACAGCCCCACCCAGCCAUCCUCUCAGCCUCUGGGCUCCUGCCUCCUAAAAGCAGAACCGCCUAGUUGGUCUCCACCCUGUGUUGGGAGCCCAGCCAUCAUGCUCACGGGUAUUUUUCCUCAUAAAGUUUAUAAGCAGUUAUUUAUAUGAAUCCUUGUUAUGUCAACUGGUUUGUAUUGCGUAUUUUGAUUACAAAAUAAAACAUUUAACAGAC